This is a messenger RNA of Cooperia oncophora, 1554 nucleotides long. The record is from the annotation of a GenBank genome assembly. Lineage: Eukaryota; Metazoa; Nematoda; Chromadorea; Rhabditida; Trichostrongylidae.
AUGAGGCUUCUCAUACUCGCUUUGCUGGUGGCUGUCUGCGUGAGCGCCGACUUGUUGGACCUCAAAAAGACGCUUGCGGUCGGAAGCCUCAAGGGUCUGAUCAAAGAAAAAGUGACAACCAAGAUAAAAAAGACAAUGGAUCGCAUCAAGGAGGUUUUCAAUGGUAACAUGCUCGAAUUCCGGAAAAAGUUGAGCGGAUACAAAGACGCAAUUUUGAAGAAACUUACUCUGAGCCCAGAGCAAAGAAAGGAGCUUGUGGAAAGGCUAAAGAUGUUCAAAAGGAAAACUGUCGAUCAAGUCUCACCAGCUGGGGACUCCAUUGAAGAGAUUAACCUGAGAAGUCAAAUUGCAGGAGCACUCUUCCAGGGAGAUAUGGUUCUUUCGAAGGAACAACAAGAUCAAAUUGCUGCGGAUGUUAGUGGAACUCGUACCAAACGGCAAACUUACAAUGAUAAAAAUUACCCUGGUAGAACGAUGGACGAAAGGGAGUCAACUACUUCUUCGACAAAAGUGCAAAGUGUAUUCAAGAAAGCGGCGCGUGAAUGGAUGGAUAAUACCUGCAUCAACUUCACACAAAGCGAUUCCGGUAAAGUUGGAAUAGUUGUCGAUGAUGGUAAGAUACCACUGGACGCCGAAAUUUCAGCUCAGGACAGCAUUCGUGUGUUCAUGGAAGAUGGAUGUUGGUCUUUCGUUGGCAGGCUUGGAGGUGUACAAAACCUCUCACUUGGCGAAGGCUGUGAAUCGAUCGGAACGGCCGCUCACGAGCUUGGUCAUGCUCUUGGAUUCUUCCACACGCACUCGAGACAUGAUCGCGAUCGAUUCAUUACAGUUGACAAAGAAAACAUCAAGCCUGACUGGCUAGACCAAUUCACACUGGAGACGCCAGCAACCAAUAACAAUUAUGAUUUGACAUAUGACUACGGUAGCCUGAUGCAUUACGGAGCCACAAGCGCCACCAGAAACAAACUGCCUACCAUGGUGCCAAAGGACGUGCAUUAUACGCAGACCUUGGGAUCUCCUUUCAUUUCGUUCUACGAUCUUCUAAUGCUCAACACCCACUACAACUGCACUGACGCUUGCAAAGGUAAAUACACGCGGUGCCAGAAUCACGGAUUCGCUCAUCCUCGUGAUUGUUCCAAAUGUAUCUGUCCUAGCGGAUACGGAGGCCAAUUCUGCGAGAAAAAGCCACAAGACUGCGGUCGCGAACUGUAUGCGACCAAAGAUUGGACACCGCUCGUCGACGACCUAGGCAAUCGGGCAGCCGGGGGUUUGCCGCGUGAGGACUUUAUGAAAUGCCACUACUGGAUUACGGCCCCAGCCGGUAAAACGGUGCAAGUGAAAUUCGUAAACUUCACUGAUGGAAUUGCCGUCGAUGGAUGCACAUAUGCUGGAGUUGAAAUCAAAACACAUGAAGACCAACGUCGCACGGGCUACAGAUUCUGCUCAAAAGACGAUGCAAACACUAUACUCAAUUCGACUUUACGCACUGUUCCUAUAAUAACCUACAAUCGAAUCUACGCCACUGUCACGAAGUUGGAGUACCGCGCAGUUUAG